AUGGAUAGUCAAGCAGGUUCCAUUGUUUUGCAACAGCAGCAGUCUCAAGCUCUAUCUAACGGAAAUGGCAACCAGUGUUAUGCUUCAUCAUCCAUGUUGCCGUCAAAUUCUCCCAUCCUAGAAAGUGAUGGUGAAGCGAAAGCGACAAAUCUGAUUAUUAAUUAUUUGCCACAGAAUAUGACUCAAGAAGAAGUGCAUGCGUUAUUUUCGACCCUUGGCGAAAUUGAUUCCUGUAAACUCGUACGCGACAAAGUCACUGGUCAGAGUCUUGGUUACGGUUUUGUUAAUUAUGUCCGUCAAGAGGAUGCCUAUAAGGCUGUCACUUCAUUAAAUGGCCUCAGGUUACAAAACAAAACCAUAAAGGUGUCAUUUGCACGGCCGAGCAGCGAAUCUAUCAAAGGAGCCAAUUUAUACGUGAGUGGUCUGGCUAAAACGAUGAGUCAGCUUGAUUUGGAAGCACUUUUCAAGCCUUUCGGACAAAUCAUUACAUCACGAAUCCUCUCUGACAAUGUUACUGGGAUAUCAAAAGGUGUCGGUUUUGUACGUUUUGACCGGAAAAGCGAAGCUGAAGAUGCUAUCGAUAAAUUAAAUGGAAAAAUUCCUGCUGGUUGCACUGAACCGAUUACUGUUAAAUUUGCCAAUAGUCCUGCAGCAAAUGCUCAAAAAGCACAACUUCAGAUAGCGCAAGCAGCAUCAGCUUUAAUGCCUCUUGCCCUUUUGAGCUCAAUUUCCGCAACAUCUGGACGGCGAAUUGGUGCCGGUCCAAUACAUCACACACCGCAGGCUGGACGUUUCCGCUACACGCCACUAGCUGGAGCUCCUGGUACAACAACUGCAACCACAGCAACGACAUCUAGUCCUGAGCUUAUUACAACGCAACUGUUGCAAAUGGCUGCAGCCACUGGUACUAGCACCUCACCAGUACAACUAGCCGCACUUGCAAAUUCGACACCUUGUGGGAGUGUCGUUGGCACCGGAUGGUGUAUUUUUGUGUACAAUCUUCCUCCUGAAACUGAAGAUGCUGUAUUGUGGCAACUUUUUGGACCAUUUGGCGCUGUUCUAAGUGUUAAGAUUAUAAAAGACUUCUCGACUGGAAAAUGCAAAGGAUAUGGCUUUGUAACAAUGGGACAGUAUGAAGAUGCCGUCACAGCAAUCACUUCACUAAAUGGAACGCAGCUGGGUAAUCGAACUCUUCAGGUGUCUUUCAAAUCUCAAGUGGUGUCAUCAGCAACUCGUAAGCAUUGA
Messenger RNA from Brugia malayi, 1245 nucleotides. RefSeq lists its product as uncharacterized. Gene Ontology annotation, cellular component: ribonucleoprotein complex. NCBI's taxonomy places the organism in Eukaryota, Metazoa, Nematoda, Chromadorea, Rhabditida, Onchocercidae. The record is from RefSeq and is a predicted model, not a curated record. Bases 1 to 1245 code for a protein of 414 amino acids. The transcript has 9 exons. Gene Ontology annotation, molecular function: RNA binding.